CGUGCCGCCUCUGCAACCGAAAUUUUAUCACCGUUCGCCGUGACAAUCCUACCAUGGAUUCAAAAGUUCAAUCGUCUUCGGUCGCACCGAACGAAGCGUUUUUGCUGCGAAGCUCGCCAUUUCUCAUAACUGGGCCGUCACCUUCGGACGCGAGAUCUUUCCAUCGUGUCGCCGCUCGUACGACGACGAUUUGAAAAAAUUCACGAUAUCCGCUGCAAGCUCACCGAAAAAAAAACCAUGGUCGCUCCUCGUAACCGGAGAAGAUCUAUCUCCGCACCGGAAAUCUGUCCACGUCUUAUAAUACUCCCAGAAGAGAAAAAAAUAAAUAACGUGACGACGGCGGAUGGUUUCUUGUUACAAUGGCUCGCACGCAUCGAUAAUAUUCACUAUAUUCAAUACCAAGCCGAUUCAGGGCCGCACCCGCGGCACAGACGUUGCGAGAGUACGAAGCAAGUCUCCCGAUUUGCUGCCGAUUCACAUAAGAUUUCAAAAAUUCAUAUCCAUGCCUGCGGGGAAAUCUUUGUUGAGCUUACUGCGUGACGAUUUCCUUUUUUGAAAGAACGUUCUCUUCCCUCCGCUAUGAUGGGAAUCGAUUGAUCCGCGAAGCCUUGCAGUCGAGAUGCGUAUCGUAUGAUAUGGGAAAAGUACAGCAGUUCCCUAAAGACCGCGCAGGGUUCUUCGAUCUUUUAGCUACACCGUUGGGUAUCCAGUGUUAUAAUUUGUGUAUGUACAUGAGCUGUGUACAUUGAUAUAGUUCUAUAUACCCUGUUCAACCACCGGUGCGGCUUCAGUCCACGUCUAGGAAUCAUGACAACGGUCGAGUCCGCACCGUCCCUUAAAAUCGCCGUGAUCGGUGGUGGUCUGGUGGGGGCUCUUGCGGCCUGCUUCUUCGCGAAAAGAAACCACAGUGUUCACCUCUACGAGUACCGCGAGGAUAUUCGGGUGGUGGAAGAAGUUCGUGGCCGAAGUAUUAAUCUGGCUCUUUCCGCACGAGGUAGAGCAGCAUUGCGGGAAAUAGGACUAGAAGAUGUCCUGGUCAAGGAGCAUGGGAUCCCAAUGCGAGCCAGAAUGAUACACGGAAAGGAUGGAAAAUUGACGGAAAUACCCUACGAUCCUGUGAAUAAAAAUUGCAUAUAUUCGGUUAACAGAAGAUAUCUUAACGAGACGCUACUGAAUGCCGCGGAGAAAUAUCCGAACGUAAAGUUUUUCUUCAAUAAAAAGCUCGUCAGCGCUGAUUUGGAUAAUGGAGAGCUGACGUUAUUGGAUCGGAAAACGAUGGGGGAGGAGCAGGCUUCAGCUGAUUUGAUUGUCGGGGCCGACGGAGCUUUUUCGGCGGUACGAAGGAUCAUGAUGAAAAAACCGCUCUACAAUUUCAGCCAGACUUACAUCGAACACGGUUACAUGGAGCUUUGCAUUCCCCCAAAAGGAGAGGGAAAGUUUGCGAUGGCGAAAAAUAAUCUCCACAUUUGGCCCAGAGGAGAGUUUAUGAUGAUCGCAUUACCGAAUCAGGAUGGAUCAUACACAGUAACUUUAUUCGCUCCAUUCAAGACAUUCGAGGGUCUUCGGACACGCGAAAAAUUACUAUUAUUCUUCAGAGAACAAUUUCCAGAUGCCGUUCCCUUACUCGGCGAAGACAGACUGAUGAAAGAUUUUUUUGACAAUUCACCCCUACCUCUGGUUUCCGUCAAGUGCCGUCCGUUUCACGUGAAAAAUUCAGCGGUCAUCAUGGGAGAUGCCGCUCACGCGAUGGUUCCAUUCUACGGUCAAGGAAUGAACACUGGAUUCGAGGACUGCCUUCUUCUGGACAGACUCCUGGAAAAAUACAACUCCGACUUGACCAUGACUCUCCCUGCUUUCACAGAGCUCAGAUGUACGGAUGCCCACGUGAUCUGCGAUUUGGCGAUGUACAAUUACGUUGAGAUGCGAGAUUUGGUGAACAGAAAAUCAUUCAUAUUCCGAAAACAUUUGGACACCAUAUUGUAUUGGUUGUUUCCGAAUACUUGGGUGCCGUUGUACAAUUCGGUCCAUUUUUCUAGAAUGCCCUUUCAAAAGUGCACCGCCAAUCGGGCCUGGCAAGAGAAGGUCAUUCGAAGAGGUAUCUACCUUUUGAGCGCUGUACUCUUUGCCAUACUAUUUGGAAUCAUAAACAGAAAACGGUUUUAAUUCAACUCCCAUACUACAAGCAUGGAAAAAUACAGGAAGAGGUAGGGAUGAGGGAGAGUGAAUUAAACCUCCGGCACUAAUAAAUCCCUCCGAAUCCAUCGAUGAAGUCUGAAAUUCUGCACUAUAUGUACAACAAUUGAUCUAAUUUAUCAAUCACACAUUCCUAUAAUUUAAUUCAAUUCAUUCCUAAUUUUCUUUUUUUUUUUUUGUUGCUAUUGCUUUUUGGUGUUUGAUUGUAUACGCGUAUUAUUUUAUAGGUGAAAUAAAAAUAUCAUGAUUGUAUUCAUGCAGAAUAAAUGUUCAGUGUUA
Messenger RNA from Athalia rosae (coleseed sawfly), 2472 nucleotides. RefSeq names its product kynurenine 3-monooxygenase (gene cn). Gene Ontology annotation, biological process: L-tryptophan catabolic process; NAD+ metabolic process; quinolinate biosynthetic process. Gene Ontology annotation, molecular function: kynurenine 3-monooxygenase activity; NAD(P)H oxidase H2O2-forming activity; FAD binding. Bases 808 to 2163 code for a protein of 451 amino acids. NCBI's taxonomy places the organism in Eukaryota, Metazoa, Arthropoda, Insecta, Hymenoptera, Athaliidae. The record is from RefSeq and is a predicted model, not a curated record. Gene Ontology annotation, cellular component: mitochondrial outer membrane. The transcript has 11 exons.